AUGCGGGGCCGCAGCAACUCGGGCGUGCCGGUGGACGGCUACGGCCGGCUGGUGCAGCAGACCAUCCUCCGGCACCAGGACGCCGUCACCGGGCUGCUGCCCGCCAGCGCCGACCACCGCGAUGCCUGGGUGCGCGACAACGUGGUACAGCGUUGCUGGCCGUCUGGGGGCUGGGGCUGGCCUUACCGCAAGAACGCCGACCGCGACGAGGACAAGGCCAAGGCGUACGAGCUGGAGCAGAGCGUGGUGAAGCUGAUGCGGGGUCUGCUCCAGUGCAUGAUGAGGCAGGUAGACAAGGUGGAGGCCUUCAAGUACAGCCAGAGCACGCGAGACUGCCUCCACGCCAAGUACAACACCCACACCUGUGCCACCGUGGUGGGGGACCAUGAGUGGGGGGCACCUGCAGCUGGACGGCCACCUUCCCUCUACCUGCUCAUGCUGGCACAGAUGACGGCCUCAGGCCUCCACAUAAUUCACAGCCUGGAUGAAGUCAACUUCAUCCAGAACCUUGUCUUCUACAUCGAAGCAGCCUACAAGACAGCGGACUUUGGGAUAUGGGAGCGCGGGGACAAGACGAACCAGGGCAUCACUGAACUGAACGCCAGCUCCGUCGGCAUGGCCAAGGCUGCCCUGGAGGCCCUGGAUGAGCUGGAUCUCUUUGGAGCAAAGGGAGGCCCGCAGUCGGUGAUACGGGUGCUGUCGGACGAGGUGCAGCACUGCCAGUCCAUCCUCCACUCGAUGCUGCCAAGGGUCACGUCCAAGGAGGUGGACGCCAGUGUGCUCUCUGUCAUCUCCUACCCGGCCUUCGCUGUGGAGGACAGCGAGCUGGUGGAAAUCACCAAGCAAGAGAUCAUCACCAAGCUGCAGGGGCGCUACGGCUGCUGCCGCUUCCUCCGCGAUGGAUACAGGACCCCCAGAGAGAAUCCCAACCGCUCCUACUACGAACCCGCGGAGCUGAAGCUCUUUGAGAACAUUGAGUGCGAGUGGCCUCUGUUUUGGACGUACCUGAUCAUCGACGGGCUUUUCAGCGGAAACAUGGAGCAGGUGCAGGAGUACCGGGAGGCCCUCGAGGGGGUUCUCAUCAAGGGGAAGAACGGGGUGCCGCUGCUGCCGGAGCUGUACAGCGUCCCGCCAGACAAGGGUGGAUGAGAAUACAGGAACCCCCACACUGUGGACAGGAUACCCAUGGGCAAGCUGCCACUCAUGUGGGGCCAGUCCCUCUACAUCCUGGGCUGCCUGAUGGCCGAGGGGUUUCUAGCUCCUGGUGAAAUCGAUCCCCUCAACCGCCGCUUUGCGACUGUCCCCAAGCCUGACGUAGUGGUGCAAGUGUGCAUCCUGGCAGAGACCGAGGCAAUCAAGGCUGUCCUGAGGAAGGAGGGCAUCGAUGUGGAGACCGUGGCCGACGUCUACCCCAUCAGAGUGCAGCCUGCUCGCAUCCUCAGCCACAUCUAUGCACGCCUGGGUCGCAACAAGCAGAUGUGCCUGACGGGACGGCCCUACCGGCACAUGGGCGUCCUUGGCACCUCCAAGCUCUACAACAUCAGGAAGAACAUCUUUACCUUCACCCCACAGUUCAUAGACCAGCAGCAGUUCUACCUGGCACUCGACAACAAGAUGAUUGUGGAGAUGCUGAGGACGGACCUCUCGUACCUCUGCAGCCGCUGGAGGAUGACCGGGCGGCCCACCAUCACCUUCCCCAUCUCUCAAACCAUGCUCGACGAAACGGGCAGCAGCGUGCACCCCGCGGUGCUGGCAACGCUGCGGAAGCUGCAGGACGGGUAUUUCGGUGGCGCAAGGAUCCAGACGGGUAAGUUGUCGGAGUUCCUGACAACGUCGUGCCGAACGCACCUCAGCUUCAUGGACCCUGGGCCGGAGGGUAAGGUCUUUGCCAACGGUUACGAGCUCGGCAUUGACAGCUUUGAGGAGCUAGACCCUGAGGAGUGGCUGCAUGGCUUGCAGUUGGCAGAGGAUGCGGACACGUACGACGAGGUGGCGCAGUACCUGGACCACCUGCUGCAGCGCACGGUUCCCCAGGCCAACCUCCCUCCCACCGCCCAGCGGGGAGGGCUGAGCCGCUUCCGCGCCGCCGUGCACACCACCCGCGACCUCAUGUCCCUGGCGUCCAAGGCCAAGGACCUUCACGUCCAGAAUGUUGGGAUGUACGUCCCCAGCAAGAUCUUCCAGGCAUCCCAGCAGUCAGUCAAGUUGCUGAGCUCGCCCCACCAGCAUGAGCAGGAGGGCAAGAGCCACGCACUCCAUGCAGAGAUGAACCUGCCCCGUGAUGAGGCUGGCAACGUGGACUGCAAGGCGCUGGUGGACCAGCUGCGCAUCUGCCCCACGCUGCAGGAGCAGGCGGACAUCCUCUACAUGCUCCACAUCCUCAAGGGACCCGAGUGGCACACGGGGUUGGAGAGCGAGCCUGGCCCUACUGUUAAGGAGCUCCUCACCGAGCUGUACGUGCGGGUGGGCGCCACGCGCCAGUGGGCUCUAAUCCGCUACAUCUCCGGCAUCCUGAAGAAGAAAGUGGAAGCUCUGGAUGAGGCCUGCACGGACCUCCUGUCUCACCAGAAGCACUUGACGGUGGGGCUGCCCCCAGAGCCACGCGAGAAGACCAUCUCCGCCCCGAUCCCCUACGAGGAGCUCGUUCACCUCAUUGACGAAGCCAGCGAGAAGAACCUCAGCGUGUCCAUCCUCACCCAGGAGAUCAUGGUCUACCUGGCCAUGUACAUGCGCACCCAGCCCGCGCUCUUCGCUGAGAUGUUUCGAAUCCGCAUCGGGCUCAUCAUCCAGGUGAUGGCCACAGAGCUGGCGCACUCCCUGCGCUGCUCGGCUGGAGAAGCCACUGAGAACCUGAUGAAUCUCAGCCCGUCCGACAUGAAGAGCCUCCUCUUCCACAUCCUCUCUGGCAAGGAGUUUGGGGUGGAGAAGAGUGUGCGAUCGGUGGACUCGUCGGUCACCACCGCUAUCUCCAUCUGCGAGGUGGGCGCUGUCGGGGCCACCAAGCCUGAGCGUGCUGGCAUCGUCAGGCUGAAAAGUGAGAUCAAACAGUCCACUGGGCACUCGGAGUUGCUGGGCAAGGGCUCCUUUUCGAGCAUGCUGGAAGACCAGAGCAGUAAGGACAGCCGCCAGGGCCAGUGGAAGCGGAGACGGCGGCUGGAUGGGGCCCUCAACCGUGUCCCCAUGGGCUUCUACCAGAAGGUCUGGAAGAUCCUGCAGAAGUGCCAUGGUCUUUCCGUGGAGGGCUUUGUUCUCCCCUCUUCAACAACCAGAGAGAUGACUCCAGGGGAAAUUAAGUUUGCCGUGCACGUGGAGGCAGUCCUCAACCGCGUGCCCCAGCCAGAGUACCGGCAGCUGCUGGUGGAGGCCAUCUUGGUGCUCACCAUGCUGGUGGACAUGGAGGUGCACACCAUUGGGGGCAUCAUAGCUGUGGAAAAGAUCGUACACACGGCCAAUGACCUCUUCUACGAGGAGCAGAAAGCCCUGGGUGCUGACGACGACAUGCUGGAGAGGGAUCCCACGACGGGCAUCUGCAGCCUGCUGUACGACAGCGCGCCGAGCGGCCGGUUCGGCACCAUGACCUACCUCUCCAAGUCGGUGGCCCUGUACGUGUACGAAUUCCUGCCCGGCGACGGCUGCGCCAUGCAGUAGAUCUCGCCGCUCUCCUCCCCGGCCUGCGGACUCGGCGGGAGGGUUGUUGAACGCCACGUGUGAUGACGGACCUUCGGGCUGGGUUUGCAGGCAGACGGCCUCGCGCUGGGAGAGCGGCGCCGGCAGGGAAGGGCUGAGCUUCGAAGCCAGCUUGCGGUACCGGCACCUGCCUGCCUUGUGGUGCAGCUCUCCUCAGGGCUGGCUGUGUUUGAGGGGGCCUGGAAGGACCUCCCCUGCCUGCAGCAGAUUGGAGGUUUUUAACCCGUUCUGUGCUGCUUUGUCCUCCAAAUCUGCGGGGUGUAUUCUAGCUAGAGCUGGUGCUCUUCCAGCUGCUGAUAGAGAUAGCGCUGUUGGACUGAUGGGGAGCAGGCAGCCCGUGCCCUCCCCACACCCCUUUUUCCACCCCCAAAAUACUGGGGGAAGUGUUUUCCACGUGUGUUUGCUGACCUCUGGGUCUGGUUUGCCUUAAAGCUGCUCGGGGGCUGCUGCCAGCAGCCCCCUGCCCCUCAGGGCCUGCCUGGCUGUGAGCUGGCCUGGGGCCCCCUGCGGGCCUCGGGCCUUUUUUAACAAACGUUUUUAAAACGAACAAACAAAAAAAACCCACUCGUGCUGUGUGGGAGCCCGCAAUAAAAU
Messenger RNA from Cygnus atratus (black swan), 4281 nucleotides. RefSeq names its product phosphorylase kinase regulatory subunit alpha 1 (gene PHKA1). The record is from RefSeq and is a predicted model, not a curated record. Gene Ontology annotation, molecular function: calmodulin binding. Gene Ontology annotation, biological process: glycogen metabolic process. Lineage: Eukaryota; Metazoa; Chordata; Aves; Anseriformes; Anatidae. Gene Ontology annotation, cellular component: phosphorylase kinase complex.